GUGUUGAAUUAUCUUUACAAAUAACAACAACCCAUUUUUUGAAGAUGAUGCGAUUGGUGUGUUUAUUAGUUGUAACAUCUUUUAUAAGUAACGUUUCAGGUCAAGAUCGUUAUUGUACAACACCAUUGAGGGAUGAUGGAAGAUGCAUCAUCAUAAACUCCUGCGAGCCGUUGAUAACCCUCUUAAAGACUCAAAAUCAAAACCAAGAAAUCCGAAAUUAUUUGGUCCGAUCAGUUUGUGGUUAUUCCGGAAAUUUACCAAUGGUUUGUUGCCCACAAUACGGAAGGAGCCUUCCCGACACCUCAUCUACUUCAUCAACAACUCCUUCCACAACAACCGCAAAAAUCAACGAUAAUCUCGAAGAUCGAUCCUCAAACAGUUUACCCACUUUUCCAGGAUGUGGUUUAACAAAUUCCACCGAUUUUCGUGUGGUUGGGGGAACCCCCGCAAAAUUGGGACAAUUUCCUUGGAUGGUUGCGCUUGGUUAUAGAAACUCAAAAAAUGAAAAUCAACCCAGGUGGUUAUGUGGAGGAAGUUUGAUUACUAAAAAACAUGUUUUAACAGCUGCUCAUUGUGUUAAAGGGAGGGAUGAUUUAUAUUUAGCAAGACUUGGCGAAUUAGAAUUGUAUUCAGACACCGAAGGUGCUAAUCCAAUAGAUGUACCGAUAAUCGAUAAAGUGAUUCACGCCGAUUAUAAUACUAUGCAUUACACGAACGAUAUUGCAAUAUUGACUUUGGCAAACAAGGUUGAACAUCCCUCAGUUUGGCCGAUUUGUUUACCAACUUCGCCCAGUUUAAGGUCGCAAAAAUUUGUUAAAUAUUAUGGGUUCGUCGCCGGGUGGGGAUCAAUAUAUUUUAAUGGCCCAUCAAGUAGCACACUUCAAUACGCAAGUGUGCCGAUUGUGAGCACAGAAACGUGUAAAGCAGCAUUUUCAAAAAUUAAACAGGCGAUAAUUGACGAUAACGUGCUUUGUGCUGGAUAUCCGGAUGGUUCAAAAGAUUCGUGCAAAGGCGAUUCUGGCGGUCCUUUUAUGUUGCCGAGACAGGAAAAUGGACAAUUUGUGUAUUAUUUGUUUGGUGUUGUUUCUUAUGGUGUCAAAUGCGCCGAGCCUGGGUAUUACGGGGUUUAUUCGAGCACUGGAGCUUUUUUUGAUUGGAUAACGGCGAAUUUACGUUGAUACCGUACUUGUUAUUUAUGAUGUAAUUAAUAAAAAUAGUAAUAAUUGUU
This is a messenger RNA of Onthophagus taurus, 1228 nucleotides long. Its product is annotated as venom protease. Gene Ontology annotation, molecular function: serine-type endopeptidase activity. Gene Ontology annotation, biological process: proteolysis. Lineage: Eukaryota; Metazoa; Arthropoda; Insecta; Coleoptera; Scarabaeidae. The record is from RefSeq and is a predicted model, not a curated record.